AUGAAGGUCUCCGUGAAGACGCUCAAGGGCUCCAAAUUCGAGAUCGAAGUGAACCCCGCGGACAAGGUUUCUGAUGUAAAGAAGCUCAUUGAGAGUUCACAAGGGCAGAAUGUGUACCCAGCUGAUCAACAAAUGCUCAUUUACCAAGGGUCAGUUCUUAAGGAUGAGACUACGUUGGAGGAAAACAAAGUUGUUGAAAACAACUUUCUUGUGAUAAUGCUUAGACAGAAUAAAGGCUCAUCAAGUGCAGCUCCAGCUAAAUCCAAGGAACCCUCAAAUCAGGCACCCCCUACUCAGACAGUGCCUGCUACUCCUGCCUCUCAAGCACCAGCCACACCAGCACCUCAAGCAGUGGCUGCGCCAGCACCUAUUGUACCUGUUAGUGCUCCUGGUCCAGCUGCCACCGCCUCCCCAGCUCCUGCUGUUGCUGUCUCCACUGAAGCAGAAACUUAUGGUCAGGCUGCUUCAAACCUUGUCGCGGGAGGCACCCUAGAGGCAACAAUUCAGUCAAUUCUUGAAAUGGGCGGUGGAACAUGGGACAGAGACACUGUGCUGCGUGCCCUACGUGCUGCAUUCAACAACCCGGAGCGGGCUGUUGAGUAUUUAUAUUCUGGUAUUCCUGAGCCGAUGGAGAUUCCUGCACCACCACCAAGUGCCCAGCCAGCUGAUCCUGCCCAGGUUUCACAAGCAGCUCAACCUGCAGUUGCCUCUUCUGGUCCUAAUGCUAGCCCCUUGGACCUCUUCCCUCAAGCCCUGCCAAAUGCUUCAGCAAAUGCUGCUGGUGAAGGAAAUCUGGAUGUUCUACGAAACAAUGCACAGUUCCGAAGCUUACUUUCUUUAGUGCAGGCCAACCCUCAAAUCUUACAGCCAUUGCUUCAAGAGCUGGGAAAGCAAAACCCUCAGAUUUUGCAGCUGAUUCAGGACAACCAAGCAGAGUUCCUUCGUUUAAUCAAUGAGCCAGCUGAGGGCGAUGAAGACGAGAAUCUCCUGGAGCAGUUUGCUGAGGGAGUGCCCCAGACCAUAGCUGUCACUCCUGAGGAGAAUGAAGCUAUACUUCGUCUUGAAGGAAUGGGCUUUGACCGGGCGCUUGUUCUGGAGGUGUUCUUUGCCUGCAACAAGGAUGAGACCCUGGCCGCAAACUACCUGUUAGACCACAUGAACGAGUUCGACGAUGGAGCGCCGCAACUUAACGACAGCGUAUAA
This is a messenger RNA of Triticum turgidum subsp. durum (durum wheat), 1203 nucleotides long. The record is from the annotation of a GenBank genome assembly. Lineage: Eukaryota; Viridiplantae; Streptophyta; Magnoliopsida; Poales; Poaceae.